This is a messenger RNA of Chlorocebus sabaeus (green monkey), 3626 nucleotides long. NCBI's taxonomy places the organism in Eukaryota, Metazoa, Chordata, Mammalia, Primates, Cercopithecidae. The record is from RefSeq and is a predicted model, not a curated record.
UUUCCACACCUGCAAAACGGAGCCACAGAAACGCUCUUUCAGGGUGGCUAGGGGUUUUGGGCGGUGUCGCCCGGUGGCGGGGUGUUCCCGGGGUGAAGCCGCAGGGUUCUCGGGUGGGGGCGGGGAGGGCUAAAUCCGGCCGGCCGGUGAGUGGCGGGAGCAGCUGCCGCCCCGCCCGCGCCCUCCCGGGUCCCACAGUCUGGGCAGCUGCCCAGCUUGGGCCGGUCUGACCGGUUUGGGCCGCCCCGCCUGGCGCUGUGCUGGGAGGAGCCGCCGCCAGUCGCGCGGUCAGUGCCUCCCUCCAGACUCGGGAGGGCCCAGGGGGCGCGGGAGAGAGCGCGGGCGGCCGCCGGGGCUGGUCGCCUGCAGGGAUGGGGGACGAGCGGCCCCACUACUACGGGAAACACGGAACGCCGCAGAAGUAUGAUCCCACUUUCAAAGGACCUAUUUACAAUAGGGGCUGCACGGACGUCAUAUGCUGUGUAUUCUUGCUCCUGGCCAUUGUGGGCUACGUGGCUGUCGGCAUUAUAGCCUGGACUCAUGGAGACCCUCGAAAGGUGAUCUACCCUACUGAUAGCCGGGGCGAGUUCUGUGGGCAGAAGGGCACAAAAAACGAGUGAGAACAAACCUACUUGUUUUAUUUCAACAUUAUGAAAUGUGCCAGCCUGGUUCUGCUGGAAUAAUGUCCCACUCCCCAGAUCUGCGUGGAAAAAUGGCGACGCUACCUCACGUACCGGUCUCGCAGCUCCCGGGACUUUGAGUACUAUAAGCAGUUCUGUGUUCCUGGCUUCAAGGACAAUAAAGGAGUAGCUGAGGUGCCGAGAUGGUGACUGCCCUGCUGUCUCAUCCCAGCAAACCCUAAUGCUUCCCGCCAUCCCGCCCACAAGGGUGUCCUGAUGGUGGGCAAUGGAACGACUGAGGAUGGGCAUGGCUCCCGGAAAAAGCGUCACAGACCUGCCAAUGGAGUCCUAGAGGCACGGCAACUCGCCAUCCGCAUAUUUGAAGUUACACCCGUCUCUUGGUAUUGGAUUAUCAUGGGCACAGUCAUUACUGUAGCAGUAGGGCUCUCAUUCAUCAUCAUAUAAACUCUGGCUGGUAUUGUGGUCUGGGUGAUGAUCAUUAUGGUGAUUCUGGUGCUCGGAUGGGGAAUCUUUCACUGCUACAUGGAGUACUCCCGACUGCGUGGUGAGGCUGGCUCUGAUGUCUCUUUGGUGGACCUCGGCUUUCAGACGGAUUUCCGGGUGUACCUGCACUUACGGCAGACCUGGUUGGCCUUUAUGAUCAUUCUGAGUAUCCUUGAAGUCAUUAUCAUCUUGCUGCUCAUCUUUCUCCGGAAGAGAAUUCUCAUCGCGAUUGCACUCAUCAAAGAAGCCAGCAGGGCUGUGGGAUAUGUCAUGUGCUCCUUGCUCUACCCACUGGUCACCUUCUUCUUGCUGUGCCUCUGCAUCGCCUACUGGGCCAGCACUGCUGUCUUCCUGUCCACUUCCAAUGAAGCGGUCUAUAAGAUCUUUGAUGAUAGCUCCUGCUCACUUACUGCGAAAACCUGCAACCCAGAGACCUUCCCCUCCUCCAAUGAGUCCCGCCUAUGCCCCAAUGCCCGUUGCCAGUUCGCCUUCUACGGUGGUGAGUCGGGCUACCACCGGGCCCUGCUGGGCCUGCAGAUCUUCAAUGCCUUCAUGUUCUUCUGGCUGGCCAACUUCGUGCUGGCUCUGGGUCAGGUCACACUGGCCGGGGCCUUUGCCUCCUACUACUGGGCCCUGCGCAAGCCAGACGACCUGCCAGCCUUCCCGCUCUUCUCUGCCUUUGGCCGGGCGCUCAGGUACCACACGGGCUCCCUGGCCUUUGGCGCGCUCAUCCUGGCCAUUGUGCAGAUCAUUCGUGUGAUACUCGAGUACCUGGAUCAGCGGCUGAAAGCCGCAGAGAACAAGUUUGCCAAGUGCCUCAUGACCUGUCUCAAAUGCUGCUUCUGGUGCCUGGAGAAGUUCAUCAAAUUCCUCAAUAGGAAUGCCUACAUCAUGAUUGCCAUCUACGGCACCAAUUUCUGCACCUCAGCCAGGAAUGCCUUCUUCCUGCUCAUGAGAAACAUCAUCAGAGUGGCUGUCCUGGACAAAGUUACCGACUUCCUCUUCCUGUUGGGCAAACUUUUGAUCGUAGGCAGUGUGGGGAUCCUGGCUUUCUUCUUCUUCACCCACCGUAUCAGGAUCGUGCAGGAUACAGCACCACCCCUCAAUUAUUACUGGGUUCCUAUACUGACCGUGAUCGUUGGCUCCUACCUGAUUGCACAUGGUUUCUUCAGCGUCUAUGGCAUGUGUGUGGACACGCUGUUCCUCUGCUUCUUGGAGGACCUGGAGAGGAAUGACGGCUCGGCCGAGAGGCCUUACUUCAUGUCUUCCACCCUCAAGAAACUCUUGAACAAGACCAACAAGAAGGCAGCGGAGUCCUGAAGGCCCCGCGCUCCCCACCUCUCAAGGAGCCUCACGCCGCAGGGUGCUCAGUAGCUGGGUCUGUUACCCCAGCCCCUUGGGCUCACCCGAAGUCCUAUCACUGCCGCUCUGCCCCCUCCCCAUGAGCCAGAUCCCACCAGUUUCUGGACCUGGAGAGUCUGGGGUAUCUCCUUCUUAUGCCAAGGGGCACUUGGAGUUUUCAUGGUUGCCCCUCAAGACUAUGAGAAAUGAGUAAAAACCCAGUGGGGCCUCUUGCUGUCUGGGACGGCAUGUGGCCCGACCUCCGCAAGCUCCCUCAUGCUUCCUGCCCCCCGCUUACAUGACAACGGGCCAGACCACAGGAAGGAUGGUGUUUGUGUCUGAGGGAGCUGCUGGCCGCAGUGAACACCCACGUUUAUUCCUGCCUGCUGUGGCCAGGACUGAACCCCUUCUCCAUACCUGAACAGUUGGCUCAAGGGCCACCAGAAGCAUUUCUUUAUUAUUAUUAUUUUUUAACCUGGACAUGCAUUAAAGGGUCUAUUAGCUUUUUUUCCAUCUGUCUCAACAGCUGAGAUGGGGCCGCCAAGGAGUGCCUUCCUUUUCCUCCCUCCUAGCUGGGAGUGACUGGGGUGGGGGUGUGUGUGCCCAGGUGGGGGGUAUCUCCUGGCUGGGAAGGAGGGAGUGGGAGGGAGACUUUUGCUUGCAGGGGUUGGCAGUGGAGAGCGGGCUGGAGAGGAGAUCGCUAAUAGCUGUUUAAUGGAAACCUGCUGGGCUGGAGGGAGUUAGGCUGAAUUUCCCGACUUCCUCUGCCAGUUAUUGACACAGCUCUCUUUGUAAGAGAGGAAAGAAACUGAACCCACCCAAGGGAUGAUUUCAGGGGGAGAGGUGGAGGGCAGAUGCCCUGGGCAAACCGGGCCCCUCUGCCCACACACCUCACUUGAUGAUCCUUUUGCCAAACUUGUCGAACUCAGGGGACCUAGCUUCCCGGUUGCCCCUCUGCCAUAUUCCAAGGCCCCCUCAGACUUCACGUCUCUGCUCAUCAGCACUGUCCCAGGAUCCUGGAGAGGGAGAACCCCCGACCCCAGGGGAAAGAAGGGGGGUCUCCCAUUUCCUGUGUCUGCGCCAGCCCCGCCCCCAUUGCGUCUGCACACCCCUGCGUGUAACUGCAUUCCAACCACUAAUAAAGUGCCUAUUGUACAGGUC